CCUGCUGCCCUCUGGCCCCUCUCCACUCUCCAGCUCUCCUGGCCCUGCCUCCUGCCUCUCUCUCACUCUGCGUGGCCGUCUCUCUCCGACUGCCUCUCUCUCUCGCCUCCCGUGGCCGUCUGUCGACUAUCUCUCUCGCUUUCCCGUUGCAAGCGGCAAGCCGUCGUGUCUCUCUCUCGUCUCCUGUCGUGUCCGGUGGCUUAACUUCACCGUCGUCUCCCUCGAUUUCUCGUUGCAAACGGCAAGCCGCCGUACCUCUCUCUCGUCUACCGUCUUUUCAGAAUGGUUAUUCCUCCACCUGUUAGGCCUCCAAGAAUUAUCAAGUAUCUUAAGCCUUAUGUCCUGAAGAUGCACUUCACAAACAAGUUUGUAAGUGCCCAGGUGAUACACACACCAACCGCCACUGUUGCCUCUUCUGCAAGCUCACAGGAGAAGGCCUUGAGGCCAAGCAUGGAAUCUAGUCGGGAUGUGGCUGCUGCUGCAAAGAUUGGAAAAAUAUUGGGGGAGCGCCUGCUUCUCAAAGAUAUCCCAGCUGUUUCCAUUGACUUGAAGAGAGAACAGAAAUAUCAUGAACAAGCAAGCACAAGGAAUUGUCAGAGAAUUUGUAUCUACAUGCUCGCCGUAUAAAGUGAUGAAAGGAUCUGAAUGAUUUACAAGCGUAGGUUUGUAAAGUUGCUAAUAUGACCUGCUUUUUAGCCAGCCAGGGAUUAGAAUACUGUCCUAGGGAUAUCCUUGUGCCACAUUAUAUAAAUUUUCUCAUCCUUUAUGGUGGCUGUGUCAUGGUGGUGACAAUGGCCGAGGUAUUGGUUGUGAUUGAUGCUAGCACUUGUAUUAUGGCUAGUAGUGGAUCAUGGACCAUGGCUGUGGUGUUAUGACUGCCUUUAUUUAAUGGACGAUAUCAGGAGGUGUUGCUUAGGGGUGGUAAUUUGUGUUUAUAUGGCAGGUUCAUAUAGUGUAAAGACAUGGGUAUGCAAU
This is a messenger RNA of Corylus avellana, 975 nucleotides long. RefSeq names its product Ribosomal L18p/L5e family protein. The record is from RefSeq and is a predicted model, not a curated record. Gene Ontology annotation, molecular function: 5S rRNA binding; structural constituent of ribosome. Gene Ontology annotation, biological process: translation. Gene Ontology annotation, cellular component: ribosome. Lineage: Eukaryota; Viridiplantae; Streptophyta; Magnoliopsida; Fagales; Betulaceae.